AUGGCCGUCAUCGGCUUUUACAAUCUAGGCUCAACGGCACCAAGGAGAAUACAUGAGAGCAGCGAGCCGUGUCGUCAGACGAGCCCUCCGCGCAAUAAGGGCAAGGCAGCGACACACAAAGGGCCCAAGAACUUCGACCUCAUGCGUCUGCCAGCGGAGCUACGUCUCGAGGUGUACAAGAAGCUGUUGCCAUCACCUGAUGGUCUUGGUGUCUCUUUCUCCCGAAGUCGUCAUGUCUCUUUUGCAUCUGCCGCCGGCCCGAAUCGACAGUAUAAUGGCAUGUGGCGUUCACCAAUUCGUGCUACUCCUAGUCUUGGACAGUGCGAGGGCAUUGGAGAUGACGAACUCAGCUUCCCUGGCCAUGCUCAAGAACAUGGCAUCAUUGCGCACGACGACGUGUGGCUCUUCUGCGAAGACCGAUUCGGACCAUUACUGAACUUCGCCAAAGCCUCGCACACAACACGUGAUGAAGUCAUGCCCAUACUCAAUGAUAAUAUUGAGAUCGGGGUGCAGGACCUAAGCAUUGCCUGCUGGUACUCAGCCGCUCGUCCAUUCUUCACACAUUCGAUCACUGCCUUUGAGAUCUGCGCGCCUCUCGACAUGCCGCAACAGCUCAAAGAGCGCUGGCUCACACAGCUCUUCACCCGCUUCCCCAGUCUCGACAUCCUCAAGCUCACUGGUAUUCACGCCCACAAGGCCGCCUCUAUUUGGGGAACUCGCUACAAGCUGGACGAUCUGCGCAUGAUGAAGUUUGUGCUAGACAAUAGCAGACUUCAGAGAGUCGGCAUCAUCUCUUCGGACGGCACUAAUUGCGCUGCUGACCAGGAGGGAAUCUAUCGGAUCUGCCACCCCUUCAUUGCUUUUGCCACUGAGCCGUUUCAGUGUGGCGCGGGUGUCGUCUUCUCGGAAAUCGACUGCGAGGCGGAACUCAAGAAGGGUAUGGGUAGCGUCGUUGCUAAGGGUACGAAGCGUAAGAGACGCAGUUGGGCGUUGCAGAGAUAUUGA
Cyphellophora attinorum is the source of this 1005-nucleotide messenger RNA. RefSeq lists its product as uncharacterized. Bases 1 to 1005 code for a protein of 334 amino acids. The transcript has a single exon. The record is from RefSeq and is a predicted model, not a curated record. Lineage: Eukaryota; Fungi; Ascomycota; Eurotiomycetes; Chaetothyriales; Cyphellophoraceae.